Molecule: messenger RNA, 1340 nt
Organism: Pyrgilauda ruficollis (rufous-necked snowfinch)
Lineage: Eukaryota; Metazoa; Chordata; Aves; Passeriformes; Passeridae
Gene: SNRNP35
Product: small nuclear ribonucleoprotein U11/U12 subunit 35
Exons: 2
Coding region: 356-1147 (263 amino acids)
Biological process (GO): mRNA splicing, via spliceosome
Cellular component (GO): U12-type spliceosomal complex; precatalytic spliceosome
Molecular function (GO): mRNA binding; snRNA binding
Source: RefSeq, a predicted model, not a curated record
ACAGUGGUGGAUCUUGUAACCUCUCAAAAAACUCAGCAUUCAGAGAGUAAAAUAUCUGGAUUUUAUAAAUGUGGAAUUUUUAGAAUUGGUAUGAAUUCAUCACAAUCCUGAUUUUUUUUUUCCCCCAAGCAGUUAAGUAUAGUUCUUCAUAUUUUUGUAUUCCCUUAGUGACUGUGUUCCCCAGCCAAGUAUAGGCCACAAACUGUGACAAGAUCUGACCACAGUUAAAAGCAAAGUCUCUGUCCGGAAGAGUUUGCAAUUUAGUUGUCAAGAUGCUUUUAUCAGAUUGUUCUCAGAUGAUGAGUGAGGCUGAACCAUCUAAUGCCACACCAAAAUUCCGUGUCAAAGAAAGACAAUGGCUGACUGGGCCCCCAUAGCGAAGGAGUACGACCCCCUCAAGGCUGGCAGCAUCGAUGGCACGGACGAGGAGCCCCACGACCGGGCCAUAUGGCGGGCGAUGCUGGCGCGGUACGUACCCAACAAGGGCGUCACGGGAGAUCCUCACCUCACCCUCUUCGUGGCGAGGCUCAAUCUUCAGACCACAGAAGAGAAGUUAAAGGAGGUUUUUUCCCGCUAUGGAGACAUCAGAAAGAUCCGUCUGGUUCGAGACCUGGUCACGGGAUUUUCCAAGGGUUAUGCGUUUAUUGAGUACAAAGAGGAGCGUGCGCUGCUGAAGGCCCACAGAGAUGCCAACAGGCUGGUCAUCGACCAACAUGAGAUCUUUGUAGACUUUGAACUGGAAAGAACUCUCAAAGGAUGGAUUCCCCGGAGGCUUGGGGGUGGGUUUGGAGGCAAAAAAGAAUCCGGGCAGCUGCGGUUCGGAGGACGGGACAGACCUUUCCGAAAGCCUAUCAAUUUGCCAAACAUGAAGAAUGAUUUCUAUGGAGAAGGAUCAUCAGAGAAAAGAAACUGGUCUCGUGAGGGAACGAGGGACUGGAGAACGAGGGACCGGGACCAUGAGAGGAGCAGGGACAAACGCUGGCCAGAAAGGGAGAGGUCGUGGGCUUGGGGUGACAGUGAGAGAGACUCCAAAGAGGAGAGGAGCAGGGGGAGGGAAAGGAAGGACAGAGACAGGAAGGACAGGGAUAGAGACCGGAGCAGGGACAGAGAUACCAAGAAGCAGAGAGAUGAUGAUAAGCACCGAUAGGUGACCGUGCCUUGUCCUUGGGGUGUGUGACCUACCCUUAUGGCAGCUCGGGGCUGUGACAGCAUUCCCAGAACAAGCUGUGGUGUUGCACCUUGUGCCUGUGACUCUGCUGCCUGCAGCUCUCCAUGGUUUGGUUCCUGCUGCAGUUCAGAUGUGUGUUGGAUUGUUCUUUAGAGAAAAUAAACUUUUGUAU